Molecule: messenger RNA, 1020 nt
Organism: Trichoderma reesei QM6a
Lineage: Eukaryota; Fungi; Ascomycota; Sordariomycetes; Hypocreales; Hypocreaceae
Exons: 1
Coding region: 1-1020 (339 amino acids)
Molecular function (GO): 2-oxoglutarate-dependent dioxygenase activity
Source: RefSeq, a predicted model, not a curated record
AUGAAGAGUCCAAGGGUAUUACAAUCAGCCCAAAGAUGGGUCUUUCGAGCUCGUCAAACAUCAUUCCCCUCUUUGAAUAUCACAAAAGUCUGCACCAUUUCGACAAGAGCUGCCGCAGAUGAGCUUUCGUUUAAAGAGAGCUUCAAGGCUGAACUGCCGUGUGUCUUUACAGAUACACCAGCAUCUCCCACCUACACUCUUCCAGCCCUACAGAAAUGGUUUAAACAAGACGAUGACGGGACAUCGUCAUCUCUAUCUUCAUACCUUGACCCUUACCACCAAUGGAUGUUUCCGUACGAGUUGAUGAAGCCCACCAGCCGGGGAUCCGAAAGCAUUACGCUUUUCCACGACAGCCUCUCGAAUAGCCAAGAUGCUACCGACCGAAGCUUGGCAGAAGCUGUGCAAUCCGCCAUCUCCGGGGGCUUCCAUGGUCAACAGUUCUUCCAGCUCCAUGCACCGUUAAAGCUGCUCAUCAAAGCACUCGAGUUCAACAAAGCUCAACGGCGCAAAGCAUAUCCACCGAUACAGCUGUACAUUGCUCAAUCUCUACUCCCGGACCUCCCCAGGCCUCUACAAAACGACGUACCAACUCCAGAGAUCCUCUCCCGUGUAGGAAGAGGCGACAUCUACAGCUCCUCCAUAUGGCUGGGCACCGAACCGACUUACACGCCGCUCCACCGGGACCCGAACCCGAAUCUUUUCUGUCAGCUGUGCAGUAGCAAGGUGGUGCGGCUUUUGCCUCCUGCGACGGGGCACGAGCUGUAUCAUCAGGUGCAGAUGACGCUGCGGGGGUCUGGCAAUAGUCGCAUAAGAUCGACGGAGAUGAUGGAGGGCGAAGAGAGAGAGCUGCUACAUGGCGCCGUUUGGGAAAAUGAGGAUGAGACGGGAUCCACGGAGAUUCAAGAGGUCACAUUACGUGCCGGCGAUGCCCUGUUUAUUCCAAAGGGGUGGUGGCACUCCAUCAAAAGCGAACGGUUCGAUGGAAAUCUUAACGGCUCAGUCAACUGGUGGUUCCGAUGA